Molecule: messenger RNA, 1593 nt
Organism: Cuscuta campestris
Lineage: Eukaryota; Viridiplantae; Streptophyta; Magnoliopsida; Solanales; Convolvulaceae
Source: the annotation of a GenBank genome assembly
CAGAUAAGCUUCUCACAUCCGUAUAUCCCCUAUGGACAUCUCCGUCGAUUCUCAUUCUUCUCUCUAUCACAGCAACUUUCAGAUUCAUAGCAGACGAAGAACUAGACCUAGCAGCUUGGUCUAGGGACAAUGAGGCAAAUUCCCACUCAAGUAUAAAUUUCUUAUCUACACUUAGAAUCCUCCGCCUCUUUCAUGAAAAAGAAUCAGAAAAAGCUAAGGCACAGUUAAAAGAAUCGUGCGUAUCCAUCUCUGAUAAAAAAAUUGUAGGGGAGGGCUGCGUGAAACAUCCUCAAGCUAGGGUUAUAACCCCAACUAUGGAUUCUGACGAGAAAGACGGUUGGCCUAGCAAGACCACCGGCUGCAGUUGAAGAAAAAGAAUAGAUUUGGAUGAGCAAUGCUCACCAUGUGUUCGAUGAAAUGACUCAAAAACAUGUAGAGUCAAGGUAACAUUUCAUUUCUUCCUACUUGGUUUAGUACUGGUCAUACUGUGUUAUUUCAGACUUGAAAUGCCAUUUGAAGAGAUUGGGUAUCUCAAAGCUUAGACAAGCUCUCACAAGUUUAGGGAGAACCAAACAACAAUUGAAGAUAUUUAUGGAGAGGGAUGCCAAGUAGAUAGAUGCGCGAAUAUUUUCUCUCAAAUUUCAACAAAACUUCAUCCAUCUCGAGUCUCGAGUGGAAGGAAGGAGGAAGAAAGAGGCGAGGGAAAUGGCGAGGAGACCAGACGAAGAGUACGAUUACUUAUUCAAGGUUGUGUUGAUCGGAGAUUCUGGAGUCGGCAAAUCCAACUUGCUCUCCCGAUUCACCAGAAACGAGUUCUGCCUCGAGUCCAAGUCGACCAUCGGCGUUGAAUUCGCCACCCGUACUCUUCAGGUUGAGGGGAGAACGGUAAAGGCUCAGAUAUGGGACACUGCUGGGCAGGAGAGAUAUCGCGCCAUAACCAGUGCGUACUACAGGGGUGCACUAGGGGCUCUGUUAGUGUACGACGUGACAAAGCCAACAACCUUUGAGAAUGUGAGCCGUUGGUUGAAGGAACUCAGAGACCACGCGGAUUCAAACAUAGUGAUCACACUGAUUGGGAACAAAUACGACCUGGGCCACCUCCGUGCAGUUGCCACAGAGGAUGCCCAAAGCUACGCCGAAAGGGAAGGGCUCUCUUUCAUCGAAACGUCUGCUCUGGAGGCAACCAAUGUGGAGAAGGCGUUCUUGACCAUUCUCUCAGAGAUCUAUCGGACGAUUAGUAAGAAGUCUCUUUCUUCGGAGGAGCCAUCCGUAGGUGCUAAUAUCAAAGGAGGGAAGACCCUUGAUGUUAGCUCACAACAAGAUGGCAACAUCAAAAAACCUUGCUGCUCUUCGUCUUGAUGGUCCUCUCUUUUUCUCAUAUUUGCCAUUGAUCUUUUGUGUUUUGGCUUUUUAUUAUUGUUUUAAUUCACUUCAUUCCUCCCAUAUGAGGGCUGAAAAUACCAGCCAAAAACCCCUCUUAUUUCACAUAAUAGACCUGCCAUUUCCCCCCUUAUGUUCCCCAGCAAAUCUGCACAGCCCUGACCCACCACCAACCCAAUCCACCCUCUCUUGUUCCCUGCAUAACACCCAGGA